Molecule: messenger RNA, 1827 nt
Organism: Mesocricetus auratus (golden hamster)
Lineage: Eukaryota; Metazoa; Chordata; Mammalia; Rodentia; Cricetidae
Gene: Prox2
Product: prospero homeobox 2
Exons: 4
Coding region: 1-1782 (593 amino acids)
Biological process (GO): regulation of transcription by RNA polymerase II
Cellular component (GO): nucleus
Molecular function (GO): DNA-binding transcription factor activity, RNA polymerase II-specific; RNA polymerase II cis-regulatory region sequence-specific DNA binding
Source: RefSeq, a predicted model, not a curated record
AUGGAUCUACCUCCCGUCUUGCUUUCUCCUCAGUCCCAGACCUGCACCCACCUGGCAGAAACCUGCAUGGAACGCGAGAGAAGCCCACCCACAGCAGAGCUGGGCAGAGACUCCUUUCCCAGUGGUCAGCUGCCCAGCUCCAGUCUCGCUGAUGCCGACUGGUUUUGGGAUGAGCACAUCCAGGCAAAGAGGGCCAGAGUAGAGACGAUUGUCCGAGGCAUGUGUCUCUCUCCUAGCCCCGUGGUGCCAGGCAGUGCACGAGCCAGGGAGAGCUCAUGCUGUCCUGAAAAAGCCCGGGAGCGGAAGAGGAAGCAGAGCCUUCCCACGCACCAGGGUCCCCUGAAAUCAGGUCCUGCCUGGGAUCGCGGGCCCAAAAAGAGGGGAACCCGGGUGAAGGAACAGCUCCAUCUAUUGAAGCAACAGCUAAGACAUCUGCAGGAACAUGUCCUACAGGCCACUGAAUCCAGAGCACCAGCGCAGGGCCCGGGAGAUACUGAGCAGAGAAGCCCCCCAAGGGCAAAGCAGAGGAACAGCUUCCUGUCUAGCCCCUGGACAGUGGAGAUAAAACCCCACCAGAGUUCUAGCAAGGACGUCUAUGGAGCAGUAAAGCCCAGAACCGCUGAGGUUCAACAGCAGGCGGAGGAACCCAUGCUCCAUCCUUCUGGACCUCGGGCUUUAGUGGAGACUCUAAGGAAAGAACUAAACAGGGCCGUGUCCCAGGCUGUGGACUCAGUAUUACAACAGGUUCUACUGGACCCACCAGACCACCUGACCCGGCAGGAACAGAGCUGCCAGGGGCUAGCCUCAGAGGGCAGAAGCCAGCCUUCACCUCCAGGGAGAAGUGCCCAUAGGGAACCAUUAGCUCUUGCCACCCUGCCUAGGAGGGUCCAGCCGCAAGCGGGGGCUCCCUUGGGCAAUUCAUCACUGGCUACGCCUCUAGAUUCUCCUAUGUGUCCUGUCUCUCCAAGAGCAGUUCCCAAACCAUAUCAGAGCCCCCUAGCAAACUGUCCGCUGACAGCCGUGCCUUCCCACAUGUGGGAAAAUCAGAUUCUUAGCCAGCUUCUGGGUCGUGGGCCCGAUGGCCAUUGGAGUGGCAGCCCUCCCCAGGACGUUUCGUCCCAAAGUCGCCCCUCCCCAGAGUCCGCCCAGCAACCUUGGGUUUUGAGUCAGCAGCAGCCCGCCCUGUCUUUCACCUCUGUCCACCUGGAAAGCCGGCCUCUCCUACCCCCUGUGAAGAUGGAGCAGGGUGUGCUGCAGGGCAUGGCUGACAUGAUUUCUUUCUCUUCCAUCCACAUCCAGGAAGGCCUAAGCCCUGGUCACUUGAAGAAGGCCAAACUCAUGUUUUUCUUCACGCGGUACCCCAGUUCCAACCUCCUGAAAGCUUACUUCCCUGAUGUUCAGUUCAACCGCUGCAUCACCUCCCAGAUGAUCAAGUGGUUCAGCAACUUCCGAGAGUUUUAUUACAUCCAGAUGGAGAAGUAUGCGCGGCAAGCAAUUUCAGAUGGUGUCACAAACCCCAAAAUGCUGGCGGUUCUUCGUGACUCAGAGAUUUUUCGAGUUCUCAAUACACACUAUAACAAGGGGAAUGACUUUGAGGUCCCAGACUGCUUCUUGGAAAUUGCCACCUUGACAUUACAGGAGUUCUUCAAGGCUGUCUCCGCAGGGAAAGACACAGAUCCUUCCUGGAAGAAACCCAUUUACAAAAUUAUUUCAAAACUGGACAGUGACAUCCCAGAGAUACUCAAAUCUUCCAACUAUCCCCAGGAACUGUUUCGAAGUUAAGAGAAAAAAAAAUGAGGCCAAGUACAAUGUCCUGUAAUUUCAAUC